Molecule: messenger RNA, 3735 nt
Organism: Tribolium castaneum (red flour beetle)
Lineage: Eukaryota; Metazoa; Arthropoda; Insecta; Coleoptera; Tenebrionidae
Product: protein O-mannosyl-transferase Tmtc3
Exons: 9
Coding region: 161-2926 (921 amino acids)
Biological process (GO): protein O-linked glycosylation via mannose
Cellular component (GO): endoplasmic reticulum
Molecular function (GO): protein binding; mannosyltransferase activity
Source: RefSeq, a predicted model, not a curated record
UCACACCAGUUGGGUUCUUGCGACUUAGUGCUUUCGAACUGUUGGCUGGGUGUGGACGUCCCCUCGUGCGUCUGCAAUGCUCACACAACUGUUACGUGCAAGUGGUGCGAGGUGCAGUGACCCGGAGUGAUGCUCCACUAGCCCCCAGAGUGCGAAAGACAUGGGGCACAAGGCGAUGGGGGCCAUCGUGGCCCUCACCUGCGUCCUCUGCUACUACAACAGCUGCUACUGCGGGUUCGUCUUCGACGACAUCAGUGCCAUCAAAGACAACAGAGAUCUGAGGCCGCAUUCGCCGCUGCUUAACAUUUUUUUCAACGACUUCUGGGGCACCCCCAUGCACAAGGAGCAGAGCCAUAAGUCGUACAGGCCCUUGUGUGUUUUGACUUUCCGAUGGAACUAUUUGCUUUGGCAGCUGGAGCCCAUGGGGUAUCAUCUCGUGAAUAUGCUCCUCCAUUCCGUCGUUUGCCUCAUGUACUUCAGGAUGUGCUCCAUGUUUCUACCGGAGCUGUCAAGUUUCGUCGCGGCCAUGUUGUUCGCCGUUCAUCCCAUCCACACGGAGGCGGUGACGGGUGUCGUCGGAAGGGCCGAGACGCUCUCGUCGGUCUUCUUUCUGGCCGCUUUUAUGCUCUAUGCCAAAGCGUCCAAAAGCAAAAAAUCCACAGGCUGGAAAUACCUAUCAUUUUCCAUGCUGUCGAUCGCAACGGCGAUGCUGUGCAAAGAGCAGGGAAUCACAGUCGCUGGCGUAUGUGCCGCUUAUGAAAUAUUCGUGACCCAGAAGGUGCGUCUUCCAGAGAUAAAACACGUCGUAAAGGCGGCCAUCACGGCCAAGUCCUCCUACCACCUGCCUUGGUCGAGCGAGGCCACCAAGAGGCUCCUGGUGCUUUCGGCGACCACUAUGUGUCUUUUGCUGGCCAGGCUCCAGAUCAUGGGCUCCCAGCUGCCGGUCUUCACCAGGUUUGAUAACCCGGCCUCGGUGGCACCAACGCCGGCCAGACAACUCACCUACCACUACCUGAUAAGUGUCAAUCUUUGGCUGCUUCUGUUCCCCUGCAAUCUGUGCUGCGACUGGACCAUGGGCACCAUCCCCUUGGUCGAAACCUUCGCAGAUGGACGGAAUCUGGCCACUAUUGCCGCCUACACCUUCUUCACGGCGCUGCUGGUGACCGCCUACACGACGGAAAACCGCCAACAGCGCACCGUCAUACUUAUGAGCUUGGCUUUAAUGGCCCUCCCCUUCAUGCCUGCAUCCAACCUCUUUUUCCCCGUCGGCUUUGUAAUCGCCGAACGAGUGUUAUACAUGCCUUCGAUGGGGUUCUGCAUGCUGGUGGCCUACGGAUGGACCGUCCUCGCCGAGAAAAAGGGCAAAAAGCUCGCCUUUUUUCUCCUAAGCAUCCUGGUUGUGACCCACGGUACAAAAACGUACCUCCGGAACUGGGACUGGGAGGACGAGUACUCCAUUUUCAUGUCGGGGUUGCGAGUCAAUCAGAAAAACGCCAAGCUUUUUAAUAACGUGGGGCACGCCCUCGAGAGCCAAGGCAAGUACGAGGAGGCGUUAAAGUUCUUCAAAACGGCGGUGAGUGUCCAGGAGGACGACGUCGGAGCGCAUAUUAACGUCGGGAGGACUUACAAUCAUCUCAAGAUGUUCAAAGAGGCUGAAGAGGCCUACCUGCGGGCCAAGUCGCUCUUGCCCAAAGCCAAGCCUGGAGAGAGUUACCAGGCGAGGAUUGCGCCUAAUCAUCUCAACGUUUUCCUCAACCUGGCGAAUUUAAUUUCGAAGAAUUCGACGAGACUGGAAGAGGCCGAUAUGCUCUACCGGCAGGCCAUCAGUAUGAGGGCUGAUUACACUCAAGCUUAUAUUAAUCGAGGCGAUAUUCUUAUCAAGUUGAACAGGACGAAGGAGGCGCAAGAGGUCUACGAGAGGGCCCUGCUCUACGACAGCAACAACCCUGAUAUUUACUACAACCUCGGCGUGGUGUUCCUGGAGCAGGGCAAGGCGUCCCAAGCCCUCGCUUACCUGGACAAAGCUUUAGAAUUCGAUCCGGAGCACGAGCAGGCUCUUUUGAAUUCAGCGAUCCUCCUUCAAGAAUUCAACCGGCCCGAAUUGCGUAAAAUCGCCCGCGAACGUCUAUUGAAACUUCUAGACAAAGACAGCAACAACGAGCGGGUCCAUUUCAAUCUCGGAAUGCUCGCAAUGGACGAGAAAAAUAUCGAGGAAGCCGAACAUUGGUUCCGGCGGGCUGUCCAUUUAAAAGCCGAUUUCAGGAGUUCGCUCUUCAAUUUAGCUUUGUUACUGGCCGACGAUCAGCGGCCCCUGGAAGCCGCCCCGUUCCUCAACCAGCUCGUCAAGUAUCAUCCCGAUCACGUGAAAGGACUCAUCCUCCUGGGGGACAUUUAUAUCAAUAACAUCAAGGACUUGGACGCGGCCGAAAAUUGCUAUCGCAGGAUUCUCGAGCUCGACCCGGAGAACAUCCAGGGUUUGCACAACUUGUGCGUGGUUCACGUGGAGCGAGGGAAGCUUCUAGAGGCGCAAGCGUGUCUGGAGAAGGCGCACCAACUGGCUCCUGGGGAGGAUUACGUCUUGAAACAUCUCCAAAUCGUCAAGAAUCGCAUCGCGAAAAUGAAACUUAAUCCAGACGAAGUCGAGACGGAGAAAAGCCGGAGUCAGGUUGUUUCAAAUAAAAGUAUAGACGAGAGUGAUCGGAAGACGCGGCCCGUGGUCACGGGAGACUCCGAGGAGCAGAGGUAUAGCAGUAGAGUGGUAAACACUGAACCCAUGUUUGUGAAAAAUGUUGACAAUAUUGACUAUGUUGAUGAAGAUUUGGGAGAGGUGGAGUUCGAGGAAGGGAUGGAGCAAAAUGUUAGUAAUAAGUGGAGGCAUGGUAAGGUCGGUACUGACAAUGAUGACCCGUCUUCAGGCAUGUCUUAGCAUUAAAAGAGUAUUUUCGAAUCAAAUUAAUGUAAUUUUAAUGAGCCCCCGUAAGGGGUUUUACUCUAUCUAAGGACUUUUUUAUACGAGCCAUUAGAUGUAGUGUCCAUUCUGUGAUACUCAGAAUAAUCGUUUUUGAAUCUAUUUUUGAUCUGGUUUUGUUCGAUCUAAGACCUAUGCAGAUGUGACUUAAUGUAUACAAGAUUUUCGCACUUGUUUUUUGUGAUUUUUCAUUGUGAUUCAUUUUGUGAUUAGCUUUAUGUAUCGAGGUGUUUUGUCGCUUGUUUUGCUUAAAUCAAAUGUUACUUAAUGUGAUUAUUUGAUUCCUGUCGAUUGUUUGUCGGUAAGUGGCAUAUCUGUAAUAUGUUAAAUUAGUAAAUAUUGCUACUAAUAUAAUCAAUAAAAAUAAAUGUAUUGAUGUAAGGCUUGUUAGCCGCUAGUUUUAGACGACAUCCACGUGGCCAAAUAUUCAGUAGAAAUCCUUAGCACUUCUCAAUCAUUUGUCUAUUUUUUCGGGUGAAAAAAUUGUUAUUUUUGCUAUCGUGGAUCUUAAUUUAUUUCGUAUUUUGUAAAGGUGCCUUGGAAUCGUUAAUUAAGGCAAAUGAUUUUGUAAUAUAGUAUAAUAAAUAUUUUUCUAUGUUGUCAAACUGUUCAUAGAUUAUAAACAUAAGUCUAUAUUGUGUAAAACUAAUGUGAGAGGUAUAUUUAUCCUAUGACUGAUAAGUUUUCGUGUAUUUUCUUUCGAAAUUUUCUAAAAGUUGUUACCCUAAUAUACACUUUUUUAAUAAAACCAGUUGUGGUAUAAGCAA